Messenger RNA from Cadophora gregata, 378 nucleotides. RefSeq lists its product as uncharacterized. The coding region runs from base 1 to 378 and encodes 125 amino acids. The record is from RefSeq and is a predicted model, not a curated record. The transcript has a single exon. NCBI's taxonomy places the organism in Eukaryota, Fungi, Ascomycota, Leotiomycetes, Helotiales, Ploettnerulaceae.
AUGCAUCUCGUCAAGGUUAGUCCCAACGUAUUCGCUAUAUUUGUCAACUGGCUCUACCGAUCGGCGAUCGGGACCGUUCACCGUCGAAGUUACCUCUUCAAGCUUGCAGACUGUUACAUCUUCGCAGACAAGAUCUGUGUGCCAUCUUUCAAAGACGCAACCACGGACACCAUUCAAGACAUAUCCCGGGAAAACGGGCUCGGAGAUGACAUCUUCCUUCCACUUCUUGAGAAGAUGUCGAAAUUCAAUCUGCCAUAUGAAAGUCAUACCCAAUUCUGUGUCUACGUCGUUGUGGAUUCGUUCGUUGAAAGACAUGGGAACGAGAACAAGAACCGUGCCAGGAUCUCGGUCAAGAAAAACGACACAGAAAAAGUUUAG